Eurytemora carolleeae is the source of this 1020-nucleotide messenger RNA. RefSeq names its product carbohydrate sulfotransferase 1. The record is from RefSeq and is a predicted model, not a curated record. Gene Ontology annotation, molecular function: N-acetylglucosamine 6-O-sulfotransferase activity. The coding region runs from base 1 to 837 and encodes 278 amino acids. Gene Ontology annotation, biological process: N-acetylglucosamine metabolic process; sulfur compound metabolic process. The transcript has 5 exons. Lineage: Eukaryota; Metazoa; Arthropoda; Copepoda; Calanoida; Temoridae.
AUGGACUUCCUGAAAUCCUUGUUUGUUGGGAGUUUUAGUUCAAAAAACCUUGGAUUUUUGCAUCACGUGUCGGGGUCUAAAAACAGGUUCCUGUUUCAGAACCAUAACACCCGUUUGUGGAAAAGCUGUCACAACCUGCUCCCAAGAGAAACCAUGUGCUUUAUGCCAGACUACUUGAACGCUGUCACCGCACUCUAUCCCAUCAAGCUCAUGAAGACGGUCAGAUUGAGGGUGUCUGAUACUGAGCAGCUUCUUCUGGACCCAGAGCUUAAUCUCAAGGUUGUAGUUCUGGUGAGAGAUCCUAGAGGAGUAUAUGCGUCCAGAUCUGCUGGUCCUAUAGCUGCCUGGUGCAAGAAGGACGCGUGCGCAGAUCCCGUGGUUGGUUGUGAAAACAUAUUCAUGGAUGUUCAGUCUGCUAAAGAUUUGGAGAAAAGGUAUCCAGGACGGAUUUUCCUAAUCCGGUAUGAAGAUCUAAGUGUAAGCACCGAGGAGGUGGCCAAAUCUUUACUCCGGUUCCUAGACCUCCCCUGGACCCCGGAGAUGACCAACUUUAUCGUGACGCACACCUCCAUGGAUAAGAAGGAGAUUGUGAGGAAUAGGGUGACCAAGAAGGUGAAGAAAGAAACCAGUCCUUACUCCACCAGCAGGAAUUCUACUGCUACAGCUUUCAAGUGGAGAACUAGUCUAGACUGGGGGAAUAUUACUACUAUACAGAAUUCAUGCAGUAAACUAAUGGACUCUCUUGGAUAUGUCAGCUUGAAGGAUGAGUCGGAAACCAAGUCGGAGAAAUUUCCGAUAACCUUGACGCCUCAGGAGCUCUGGCCAUACUGGAGCUAGUUUUUCCCCAACCCUAGAGAAAUUCAUUCUUUAUUCUAAAGUUGGUCUGGAGAAAAAUCUUUCUUGUCUUCUUGCCGCUUAGAGAUAAUUCGUCCCAGAUCCAUAAAUCCGGCGGAAAAUACCCUUUUUUACAUAAUUUAAAAAAAAUCGUAAUUAAGCAAUUCUAAAACCAAAUUGUCCCAU